Phytophthora nicotianae INRA-310 is the source of this 708-nucleotide messenger RNA. RefSeq lists its product as hypothetical. The transcript is spliced from 4 exons. The record is from RefSeq and is a predicted model, not a curated record. Lineage: Eukaryota; Oomycota; Peronosporomycetes; Peronosporales; Peronosporaceae. Bases 43 to 435 code for a protein of 130 amino acids. Gene Ontology annotation, cellular component: intracellular membrane-bounded organelle. Gene Ontology annotation, molecular function: phosphatidylinositol binding.
UGCGACCUACUUCUUUACAAUCACUCGACAAUUGCAACAAGGAUGUCAUCGCCCCUGCUUCAGCCGCGGCAGCGACCGAGCAGCGGUGCGAUCCUGCAAGGCGACUUCCGCGUGGAAGUAAUGGGCAGCCAGGAGUCUCUCGAUCUGGACUGCGGCAAGUUCUACACGGAAUAUAUUUUGCGCUGCUCGUGGAUUGAGCAAAAUGGAACUCCAGAGAUUUGGGACGUCGUCCGCCGCUAUCGCGAGUUUUGUGCGAUUGACAUAUUGCUACGUGAGAAGUAUCCAUCGCGGGCGCCGAUGUUCCCGUAUCUGCCAAGCAAGAAGUACAUCGGCUCGUCACUGUCGGCAGACUUUGUGGACAAGCGGCAGCGCGACCUCGGGUACUACAUGAUGUCCAUUCUACACAGCUGCCCAUUGGUACGGACAAACUCUUAACUUGUAUGCUGCGUCUGUUGAUCCCCGCAAUAACUGAUCUAAUCCUUCGCUGCUGGUAGCUUGUCCAAGACGAGAUCAUCGAUUCGUUCCUGGACAUCAAGCGGCACAUUCUGGAGCGUGCACGCGACGAAAGCAGCGAGAGGCGUUCAGCUUCCACCCCCACACACACGACAACGAGCAGCAAUGGAGGCUUGAGCCCCAUGCGGCUCCAACUUUAGUUCAAAGUCAAUCUCAAAAUAAACAACCAUCGAUCGAUCUCAGUCUAUUCUCAGU